CCGGAAGUGACGUCUUUUCCGUAGCAACACAUCUCCAGCUAAACAUUAGCCUGCUGAGUUUGGAAAUAGGUUUUAUCAUUCAGUUUCCCGCAACGUUGUUAAAAUGGCAGAGGUAGAAGAAACCCUGAAGAGAAUUCAGAGCCAGAAGGGAGUGCAAGGAAUCAUAAUAGUCAAUUCAGAAGGCAUCCCCAUCAAGACAACUUUGGACAAUGCCAGUGCAGUGCAGUAUGCAGGUGUGAUCCACCAGCUGGUGAUGAAGGCAAGGAGCACUGUGCGUGAUAUUGAUCCCCAGAAUGACCUCACAUUCCUUCGAGUCCGCUCCAAGAAGAAUGAGAUCAUGAUUGCUCCAGAUAAGGACUAUUUCCUGAUUGUCAUUCAGAACCCUUCGGACUGAAACGGCAACAUCCAAACCAUUUUCUUACUGUCUUUAGUUCUUCCUCCAGUAUUUCAAUGGCCAAAUGUUUAUUCUGUCAUGCUAAGUGAUAUGUUACAAACAAAUAAAGGCAAGGUUUUGAAGGCGAGAAAUUUGAUUUUGCUUGAUCGGAGUGAGAGGAUAAGAGUCCCUCUUUAAUAAGAUGUCAGAACUGUAUGUCAGUCAUACAUAGCUUUUGGUAUAGAUAUGCUUUAUGUUUUAGCAUUCCACUUUUCAUCUCUUUUCUGUAUAGCUCAUCACGUCAACUAACAGCACAGGUAGUUUGCAGUAUAUCUUGAAGUCUGUAAUGAGGCACAUACCUGUCAAUAUCUGUGACUGUCACAACUUGAGUGAAGUUUGUAUGUUGCAAAAUAUGUGGAUGCCUUUGUGGAUCCAGCAUUAGAAUACUGCAGAGAAAGACAGUGCAUCAAAGAUUUCAGAAUUUUUUAAUUUAUUUUGUUUGUACUACUUUUAAGUAGUGUUUCUUUGGUAUGCGGUGAAACCCACUUCAAGCAUCUCUGUUGAGCCUGCUCUUACCAUGUAAUUACAUAUUAUGUUAGAUAUUUGUAACACCAAUUAAAAUUUUAAAAAAAG
Messenger RNA from Lampris incognitus (smalleye Pacific opah), 1006 nucleotides. It is a transcript of the gene dynlrb1, whose product is annotated as dynein, light chain, roadblock-type 1. The coding region runs from base 104 to 394 and encodes 96 amino acids. The transcript has 4 exons. The record is from RefSeq and is a predicted model, not a curated record. Gene Ontology annotation, molecular function: dynein intermediate chain binding. Gene Ontology annotation, biological process: microtubule-based movement. Gene Ontology annotation, cellular component: cytoplasmic dynein complex; centrosome; cytoplasm. NCBI's taxonomy places the organism in Eukaryota, Metazoa, Chordata, Actinopteri, Lampriformes, Lampridae.